AUUGUAGAUAUAUAAGAAUAUCAAGUUAUAUCCACAUAUUAACAAAAUUAGCAAAAACUAGUUAUUGAUAUACAAUAAACUGUCAAGCGAAAUCUAGUGCCAUUAAAUUUUAGAACACCCGUAGAAUGGUUUGAAUUACAAAGCGUAAUUUAAAUAUCAUAUUUUUAUUUUAUCAUUAAUCUCAAUUUGUUUUUAAAACACGAGUGAAGUACCGAAGAGACUGUUUCUAGAUAAAUAUACGCUGAAUAAUCGUAGAUACAGUUUCGUAUACCAGUCUUGACCUUCAGUAUAAACGUACUGCUUAUCUUAGAGUGACUAAUUUUUUAUAAAUUGCAAGUGAAUAUCACGUCAUGUUAGUGUUAGAGAAUUUUGUCAAGGACUUGUUACGAGAGAAAAUCAUCGUUAAUUACCAAGCUGACCGAAAUAGAGUUCGAGAAUUUUACAACCAAAAAUAUAGAGGAUUAGGAGAAUGUUGUUUUUACGACUUCAACUGGAAAUUGUGGGAAAAGUGGUAUAUCAGCUCAUUUACCAAGAAAAUAAUAUAUUUUGACCAGAGAUGGAUUGAUCAUUUUGCUGCAGAAGUGGGUGGUAAUCGUGUAAAUUCAAAACCAUUUCAAGAAGAAGCGUACGUCGAUGGAAUAAAAUGUCACAUUUGUAACAUAGUCUUUACAGAACGUAUUUCUCGUAAAACGCAUCUAAAAUCACUACCUCAUCAAAUUCGGACCCAAUAUUUGAAAGAUCCACAAUCAUUUCUCACUUAUAAUAAGGUUGUUGAUUGUGAGUUAGUAUUACACAAUACUACCAAUAGAGAUGAACCACUAAAAUUGGAGGUACCAACUAAAACUGAUAUAAACGCUUGCCUUCGCAUACAAAAUGCUUCAUCAAAUGUUAUUAAUAUUAUGGAUAUAAUUGAAGUGAAUUCUCUUAUACCGGAUAUCACAGUCGAAGCCAAAUUUGAUCAUGGAGUACUUUUGAAACAAAACGAUUUAGCUGAAAUAGAUAUUCGCGCAUAUUUUGAGCAUAGUGUAUAUUUUUUGUAUCCCAUUGUCAUCGUAACCUCUGCUGUAGAAAGUAAUGAAAAUAUUUUCAAUAUAGCACUUCUUGAUAUCGCAGUAAGAUCAGAAUUUUCAGAUCUACAUUCGAAAUCAAAAUAUGUCAGUAAUAUUCCGAAAGUACUCUCAUCAGUUUAUGAAAUGGUUGACGAUAUUAUACCAGGAAGACAACCACCUCCAUAUAUGUCCUUCUACAAAGAAAAGUUGAAACUAAAGAAUUAUGGGAUUCCCCCAGAACUAGAUGAGAAAUUCAAAGCAUUGGCUAACGUCCAUCCACAAUUUAUAGUCAGAGAUACUACUGCAGGAGAAAUUCCAUUUGAACUUUUUUGUUCUAUACUUCAAAUUCAAUAUCCAAUUAAUAACAAAGAGAAUUAUCAUUCUAAUUUGGAAAUGUUGUUACAUGUUGAGGAGAAUCAACUGAAAGUGGAUAUUAGAGACUACGACAUGCAGGCUGCAUUAAAAGAGGUUAAAGAUAGUGCUAGAUUGUACAGCUUGGAGGUUCCUGGAUUAGCAGAGGCCAGACCCUCUCUAUUGCGUGGUGAUAAAGUAUACUUGAAGGAGCAAAAGAAUUCUCCAAUAAAAUUUGAAGGAAUUGUUCAUCAAGUCGUAGAAACACAGGUUUACUUAGGCUUGAAUAGCAGAUUCGAUAAAAUUUUUUUGCCAAAAAAGAAGUUUUAUAUACAAUUUAGUUUCAACAGAAGAACGAUUAGAGUUGAAAAGCAAGCAUUGAACUUAGCAUUGCAACAUAAUAUUAUACCAAGUUUGUACCCGGAAUAUAUUGAAAUGACCAUAUUGUCGGCCGUACCCAAACAAAUAAACUUCUCCAACCGACAGUUGAAUGAAGAGCAAAGAAUCAUAGUUCAAAAUAUCAUGAUACCUAAAAAUAUCCCUUAUAUAAUAUUUGGGCCACCUGGUACGGGAAAAACUGUAACAAUUGUUGAAUCUGUAUACCAGCUCUGGAAAAAUUAUCCUAAUUGUAGAAUAUUGAUAUGUGCACCUUCCAAUGCAGCGACUAAUGAAGUAGCAAGUAGAUUAAUUGACACAAUGCCAAAAAGUGAUAUGUUCAGAUUACUUGGAAGUGCAUAUGCUACCGAAAUCAAUCAAAGAGUUGAUCUUGGAGAUAUUGUUAAUAUUCAACGAGAUGGUGAGUUUUACAUGCCCUCCUUGGACCAAUUACUAAAAUAUCGAGUCGUGAUGACAACCAUUGUUACAGCUGCUAGACUCGUUAAUGGAGGAGUUCCGAAUGGUCACUUUACACACGUAUUCAUUGAUGAAAGUGGAUACGCAACUGAAACACAAACACUUAUACCUAUAGCAGGAAUUUUAUCAAACGUUGAUAAUAAAGGAGAGUUAACAGGGCAAAUUAUUCUCGCUGGGGAUCAUAGACAGUUAGGACCCAUUAUCCAUUCCUCUUUUGCAAAACAUUGUGGAUACGGAACUUCAUUGCUAGAAAGACUUAUCACAACGUCUAAAUUAUAUUCAAGAAAUACAUCAAAAAACUCAUACGAUAGCAAGUGCGUUAGUAAACUUGUCAAAAACUACAGAUCACAUGAAACAAUAUUGAAACUUCCAAAUGAGUUAUUUUAUGAUAAAGAGCUCAUAGCCGUUGGAAACGAUAUCACGAAUUUAUUUAUCGGCUGGAAAACUUUGAAAAAUGUAGACUUCCCCAUUAUUUUCCACCAUGUUGAAGGAGUAGAUCAAAGAGAUGAGACCUCUCCUAGUUUUUUCAACAUACAGGAGGUAGAGCAAGUGAUAGAAUAUCUUUCAAAAUUAUUUUCAUCCAAAGUAAAAGGUAUGAAGAUAACUGAAAAGCAUGUUGGUGUAAUAACACCUUACAGGAAACAAGUGAGUAUUAAAUUGUCAUUUUUAUUAAACACUUUAUGGAAACAACAUAUCAGCUGGAGACACUCAUAGAAAAAUUCACAUAUAAAAUUUAAACACAAAGUCCAUUCAAUUCAAAUAAAAGUAAAUCCAAAAAAUUUUCCAAUAUACAACGUAAUCAGUGGUAGGAUUGCAAGAAGUUUCUAAAAAAUAUUUGAUGCAUCUGUAUAAUGCUGUUCUAAACAGAUAGCUCAAGUUAUACUGAUGCCAAUGACGGGAAAACCACUCUUAGAACUAAUAAAUAAAUAACUGGCCACAAGUUUGACUCAAGAUCAUAGCACAGUACCCUGGAAAAAAUGCACAGGCCUUUGGGAAGUUCUGGCGUAAUGGUUUACUUUAUCAAAUCAGAAAAAACCUUUCACAUAACUAGUUCCUUUUCUCCGAAAAAUACUAUCUACAAGACCGACACUUCCAAGUAAAAUUUGUAGAACAAACUUCACAUUAAUUUCAUGAAGAGAAAGAGCACUGUCACAUUCGACUAUUAUUUCUUACAAAAACAAGAGCACCCCAA
Diorhabda carinulata is the source of this 3444-nucleotide messenger RNA. Its product is annotated as putative helicase mov-10-B.1. The transcript is spliced from 13 exons. The record is from RefSeq and is a predicted model, not a curated record. The coding region runs from base 351 to 2966 and encodes 871 amino acids. NCBI's taxonomy places the organism in Eukaryota, Metazoa, Arthropoda, Insecta, Coleoptera, Chrysomelidae. Gene Ontology annotation, molecular function: RNA binding; 5'-3' RNA helicase activity.